Messenger RNA from Penicillium daleae, 237 nucleotides. RefSeq lists its product as uncharacterized. The coding region runs from base 1 to 237 and encodes 78 amino acids. The transcript has a single exon. Lineage: Eukaryota; Fungi; Ascomycota; Eurotiomycetes; Eurotiales; Aspergillaceae. The record is from RefSeq and is a predicted model, not a curated record.
AUGUCUGUAGCCACCGUAGCCACCAGCCAAGGCGAUAACGCUCGUUGGCCGGUCGCCCCCUCCUCGAUCAACCACUCAAUCACGAAAUCUGCGCGGUUCCUCCGUGCACUUGUCCUCCGCAAAAAGGAACCUGAGGUGAUGUUGCAAUCUUCUCUGGGGUUUCUAGACUUUGCCUCUCGACUGGGCCACCGAAAUCGCGACAUCGACAAACGUGAAUUCGUCGUGAAUGGACCUUGA